Messenger RNA from Apiotrichum porosum, 5739 nucleotides. RefSeq lists its product as uncharacterized. Bases 1 to 5739 code for a protein of 1912 amino acids. The transcript is spliced from 5 exons. NCBI's taxonomy places the organism in Eukaryota, Fungi, Basidiomycota, Tremellomycetes, Trichosporonales, Trichosporonaceae. Gene Ontology annotation, molecular function: phosphorelay sensor kinase activity. Gene Ontology annotation, biological process: phosphorelay signal transduction system; phosphorylation. The record is from RefSeq and is a predicted model, not a curated record.
AUGCCGCAUCAACAUGGAUGGACUGGCGGCGAGUCACCCACCCCCCCAACCCCGCGGGGCACCGUCCGCACCAACAAGGACAAUGUGCCCACAGCGUACCUCGAGUCAUACCCCUUCCCGGCAUUUGUCCUGCGUGUCCGCGCCCCACCCCCACCCCUCUCCCAAGGAAUGGCAGAGAGUAUCGGACCAGCAGCAGACCACAGCAUCCCUCGCUCGCCGGCGGCUCCUCACCUGUCGCUGCCACGAUAUGGAUCACACCCAUUUCACCUGUCCAGCCUCGCUGGCGGCGGAGAGUCUAGCAGCAGGCAUCGGCGGAAACACUCUCAGCCCGAUCUCGCCUCGCGACACGAGUCGCCUGCGCCAGAAGGCGUGCUGCAGUCCGCCAGUGUGCCACGCCGCCCGUCGCUGCACCAUUUCGAGUCUGACACGACUGUUCGCGGUGCUGCGAAUCUGUCGAGCGCAGCGUCUCCUUUGAGCCGCGGACACGAGUCACCGACUGGGUUCGCCGGCGGCACGUCCAGGCUCGGCCUGACGGACGACGGCGCAGCCCAGACUGGCCUGCCGGUACAUAGCCCACGUCCGGGCUUGUUCUCCAUGACGCAGUCGGGCAGAACACCACAGCAGGCGCCCUCGCCGCCCGAGGUAUCCCCUUGGGGUACACCCGACUCUUGGUCUUCUACUUCCUCUAGCUCGGGAUCUGCACGUCGGACGUCUACCGACCCGACAACCACCCAGGACACGUCUGUCGAUGACCUGCUGUUGCGAGCUACCAGCCAGAGCAUGUCCGAGUCCAGCAGGCCGCUGCAUACCCUCCAACUCGGCAGCGUCGCUCCAGUGAGCGCGCCCUUGUCGGCCGGCGCGAGAGUGGAGUGGGCCAACGAACACGCGCAUCGCAUACUGCGUGGUCGACCGCUGAGCGAGCUUGUGGACGGCCAUUUGCUGGCGGCAUUCCAGGAGUGGGCUGAGUGCGACGUGGACAGCCGCGAAACUACCGUGUUCACCCUCGAGGUGCUGGACCCACCCACCGCGCUUGAGCUGGUCAAGGCGCGACAGCGGCGGGAUCCAGCGCUGGAGACUGUGCUGGUAGUGCUCACGGCGAUACGGGUGGUCGACCGCCUACGUGGUGACGAGCCAAAGGACGCUUCCACUCCAGCAGCCGGUGGCCAGCGUCCCGUACGGCCCGCCCACCCGACUGUGGGCCCAGCGUUGGUUCCGCCACUGCCGGUAUCGCCAGACACAUACUCUGUCAUCCUCCCGUUCCGACGCAAAACGCGACAGGGCAUGGCGUACUCGACUGACCGGAUUGCUGGCCCAAAGCAGGAUGUGGCAAAACAGUGCCACCUGUUGCUAGAGGAACUCGACUGGACCCAAACAAGCCUUGGCCCAAAGGAAACUUGGCCACCCGAGAUUCUCAGUGCAAUUUCCAUUGCCUUUUCGAGCUUUACGCAGGACGUGGUGUUUGUCGGCGAGGACCUGCGCAUGGUCUACAAUCAAGGCUACUCUGUCAUCAUCGACCACCCAGCGUCGUUUGGCCGGCCUGUCAGCCAGGUGUGGGCGCCGCUGUGGCCUGACGUGGGGCCACUCCUGAGGCGCGUCUGGGAAGGGGAGCCGGUCCACCACGAAAACGACGCACUGUUCCACGAGCGCAAUGACCGUGGUCGCUUUGUGGAACGGUACCACUCGUACUCGCUCAUCCCGAUCGUUACGGCCAAAAAAGAGGUGGUGGGCAUCUAUAGCCCGUCGCUGGACACGACGGACCGCGUGCUCGCCGAACGCCGGCUGGGGACCUCGCAGCAACUCGCGUCGCAAGUGUCCCUCGCGCGGUCUGUCCGCGAGUACUUUGACGCCGUCGCAGAGGUCCUCGAGGACAACCCGGCCGACGCCCCGUUUGUCAUCUGCUACUCUGUGCGCGAACAGUCUCCGUCGAGCGAGUCGUCAACCACCGUCGAGCUCUGUCUCGAGUCGACCGUGGGCAUCCCACAGGACCAUCCCUGCGCCCCCAAGUCGCUCCGGAACGUUAUUCCACGGACCAUCUCAGCACUGGGAACACCCAGCCAACACUCACAGAUGGCCCAUGAGCGCAGCUCCAUCACCAGUCCCAAGAUAUCUGCUGCGCCUUCGUCGGCAUCAGUCUCGUCCUUGGGCACGACCGGGUCACGGCGCAAGGCGCCACGGCCAAUGUUGAUGCAGACGGGAGAGGACCAGCACAUGUGGCCCAUUGCGCGUGCGCUGGCCUCACGGCAGUGCGUAGUGUUUGACAACUGUUCCGAGCUGGUCAAGGGCCUCCCUAUCCGCCAGUGGGACGAGCUACCGGACAUGGCCAUUGUCAUACCCCUGUGCCGCGAAGAGUCGUGGCAGACCCCCCCAGGAGUGAUGAUUCUCGGUCUCAACCUGUUCCGCCCGCUCGAUUCCGACUAUGAAGAUUGGCUCCAGGCCAUUCGGAGCCAGCUAGUGUCGGCGCUCGGUUCAGUUACCGCGUACGAGGAAGAGGUGCAGCGCCAGAUGGAGAAGGAUAAGCUUCAGCGAGCCAAGACGGCGUGGUUCCGUGGCAGUGCGCAUGAGCUGCGCUCGCCGCUCACGCUGAUCGAUGCGCCACUGGAAGACCUGCGAGAGACAGACUUGACACCGUCGCAGCGCCAGAGUCUGGCCAUGGCACAGAAGAAUGUCCACCGCCUCUCGCAGCUCGUCAACGCGUUGCACGACUUUACACGUAUCGAGUCGGGCCAUGUCCAGACGCGGUUCACGCCGACAGAUCUAAAGCCGUUCGUCUCCGAGCUCGCGGGCAUGUUCAGACCCGCCAUUGAGCGGCUCGACAUUGGCUUCACCCUCGACAUACAGGAACGUGACGAGCCCGUGUGUCUCGAUCCGGUGCUGUUUGAAAUCGUCGUCUCAAACCUCCUCAUGAACGCGCUCAAGUAUACCGAGUCGGGCACGGUCGCUCUCCGCGUCGCGUACGACAGUUCACAUGCCGACAUCUCCGUCAUUGACUCGGGCUCUGGCAUCCCUGCCUCGGAAAUUGACACGGUUACCGACUGGUCUCACCGCACCGACACGGGCGUCAACCGCCCGACCGACAGCACGGGGAUUGGCCUCGCGCUUGUACGGGAAAUCGUCCGCUUGCACAGGGGCCAGCUGGUUAUCGAGAGCGCGACGGCCGACGAGAACGCUACGGGCACGCACGGGUCAACGUUCACCGCACGUAUCCCGACCGACCUGCCACCUGCCGUCGAGACGGUGGCGCAAGCAUCGUUUGGCGCGUACGGCCGGCAGAUGGCGCGCGAGGUCCGCUCCUGGGUGCGCGACGACAAGAGUGAUCCCGGUGCGACCCAGUCGAUUGGGUUUGCCGAGGGACUCAUGUUUGAGCGCUCCGACGUGCUCCUCGUCAUCGACGACAGCAAGGAUAUCCGCACGUACAUCAAAUACAUGUUUGCACCGUUUGUCACCGUCAUCGAGGCGGCAAACGGGGCCGAGGGUCUGCAGCUCGCCAUCGACAGGACACCAGACCUCGUGCUGUGUGACCUCCUCUUGGGCCAAAUGUCCGGCCUGGAUGUCCUGGCCGCCCUCCGUGCCGACCAUACAAUGCGCGUCGUACCGUUUGUGCUCCUCUCGGCAGCCACAGACGACGAGACCCGCGUCGACGCCUUUUUCGCCGGCGCGGACGACUUCCUCCUCAAGCCGUUCAAGCCCAAGGAGCUUCUCAUGCGCGUUCACCUACACAUGCAAAUGGGCAAGAAGCGCGCCAAGCUUGAGAAACUCUUCGCCGAGCGCGAGCAGGAAAUUGCUGUCCUGUCCGACUAUUGUCCGUCGGGGAUCGUGCGUACCGACGCACGAGGCUACGUCACCUACACGAACGAAGCGUUUCGCGAACCCGCAGGUAUGGGGCCUGAUCAAAAUCCAAACCUCUGGGUGGACUACUGCGGUGCCGAGACGUGGACACGUCUUGAGCCUGUAUGGCAAGAGAUCCUGUACGGCGACAAGACGCUCACGGAGUUGCAAUGGAAGUGGCUCACGGGCCGCACCAUGAGUGGCGUGUUCAUCCGUCUCGACAAAGUACGUCCGGGCAUGUCAGGCAUUAUUGGCUGCGUGACGGACAUUUCGUACCAAGAAGAAAAACUCCUCGCGGCCGAACGACGCCGGGUCGAGGCAGAGGAGAGCAAGCACCAGCAAGAAAUGCUCGUCGACCUCAUCAGCCACGAGAUACGUACCCCCGUAUCGGCCAUCUUGCAGUGUUCGUCGCUUGUCAAGGAAAACCUCGUCGCGCUAAAGGAACAACUGCGGUUCACGGGCGAAAAGGGCUUCAAGCCGUCGGCAGCGUUGCUGGCCGACUUGGAAGAAGACGUGGGCGCACUAGACAGUAUCUACCAGUGCGGCCUGGUCCAGGAGCGUAUUGCAGGGGACGUGCUGUCGCUGGCCCGUAUCCAACUCGACAUGCUGUCGCUGCACGAUGUGGAGAUGGACCUGCGCCGAGAAGCGCGCAAGGUCCUUUCGGUGUUCGCCUCCGAGGCCCGCAUGAAGAAGAUUGGGAUCCACGUCAAGUUUGGCGAGACCCUCCAGCUCCUCGGCGUGUCGAGCAUCAAGACGGACCCAGUGCGCCUGGGACAGGUGGUGACCAACUUGAUCUCCAAUGCGAUCCGGUUCACGGCGUCGAGCGAAACGCGCCGCAUCUCGGUCAUGUACGACGUCGCUUGGGACCCGCCCAUACCUGGCACUUACACUGUUCCGCCGGCGCCAAGUUCCCCACCGCCCACCUCGCCCAUGGAGGCAGACACCCCGAUAUACCUCUACGUGUCAGUGCAGGACACGGGGCCCGGCAUGCCGGCUUCUGAGACAGAGGUUCUCUUCCAGCGCUUCAGCCAAGGUAACAAGAUGAUCCACACACAGUACGGCGGUACUGGUUUGGGUCUGUACAUUUGCAAGAAGAUCACCGAGCUGCUCGGCGGCGGCAUACAGGUCCAAAGUGAGGUCGGCAAGGGCACCACGUUCCAUUUCUUCAUCCGUGCCACGGCCAACACGGCCCCUACGACCGAACUGCGAUCCGUCACCUCCAACUCGACGCUCGCCAGUAUAUCCAUCACCACCCCAUCCAUUGCCCCCUCCGUGACCCGCCAUAGCUCGCACGACAGCCAGAGCCCCGGCAGCGAGGACGCAGACGCGCUCGCCGCGGCGGCCGCCACGGCCACGUUCCACGUCCUCAUCGUCGAGGACAACAUCAUCAACCAGACCGUGCUCCGGCGCCAGGUGCUCAAAGCCGGCCUCACGUGUGAUGUAGCGGACAACGGCCAAGAAGCGCUCGUGGCCAUCCACGAGGCUCACCGCCGCGCGAGGCUGGGUACGGGGACGGGCUACGACGUGGUCCUCAUGGAUCUCGAGAUGCCGAUCAUGGACGGGCUCACGGCCCUCAAGCACCUCCGCGACGCCGAGGAGGCCGGGUCGCUCAGCCGCCAGCUCGUCAUUGCGCUCACAGGAAACGCGCGUCAGGGCCAGAUCGACCAGGCUAUCAGUGCAGGAAUGGACGAUGAAGCGGCUGCGGUUGUGCGGUUCCUGUUGCGGUACUCCCUGCGGAAGAAGCACUGUCCUACUGCGGACUGGUCGGUCCUCCCUUUGUCAAAGUUUUGGCUGCACGGCUUUGCUGACGCCGCAGUCGUCAUAAAACCGUACCAUCUCCCCGACCUGAUCGCCAAGAUGCGUCGUGCCGUGAUUGCGCGCCGUGCAGAGCAUCGCGAAGACGACGACCAGUAG